AACUUGGAAUAUUCAAUACCACAAACUUGUCUCCAACCUCCUACCCUACACACAACACAAAAACAAUAAAGAAAGAAAAGAUUCUCUUUGCUAGUACACACACUUUUUCGUUUUUUAUAACAUUCAUUUCAAAACUACAUUCACAUUGUUAAUGCUCUCUUUUACUUAUUAUAAGAUUCUCCUUCCUUAGUUUCAAAUUUGAACAUAAAAGAAUACCACACUCCACCACCUUUCUUAUUUAGUCAAAAAAUCAAAUUCCCUUUAUUCUUUAACACAACAAAAUUAGAAAGAUAAAUAACAUAACUCACUUUAUUUUCAAAAUUCAAUAUCUAAGUUUUGCCACCGAAACUUGAACUAAACUUUCACUUUUUCAUUCUUUACUUUUCAAAUUCUCAUUCGCCAGAAACUAACUCGGCCGAAGAAAUGCAGCACUCAAUUGCGGCCGAGUACACCGGAAGUUCAGUUUCCACGGCGGCUUCAGAGCUUCCUUCAUCUGACACUCCGUCAUUACCAUCUCCAGCGAUCACAUUUGACCGGAGUAACUGUUCCGGUAGAAUAACAGUUUCUCCGACGUCAGUGAUCGCAUUCGAUGACGGAGCUGAUGAAAGCAACGGUGUUUCAGAGUCAUCAAGUGAAUUAAGUAGCAGACAUUCACAUGAAUGUUCAAUGUUCAAAAAUUUCAUUGUUGAGAAAGAAAGUUUUGAUUACGAAGACAAUGACUGCGAACCGGUGGAUUCUCCACCGGUUCGCAGAGAAUCCAUUAGGAAGGGGAAGUGUUACCGUUGUUUGAAAGGUAACAGGUUAACAGAGAAAGAAACAUGUCUAGUUUGCGAUGCAAAGUAUUGCGCGAAUUGCGUGCUGAGAGCAAUGGGAUCAAUGCCAGAAGGAAGAAAAUGUGUUGGUUGUAUUGGUUAUUCGAUUGAUGAGUCAAAAAGGGGUAGUUUGGGAAAGUGUUCUAGGAUGCUUAGAAGAUUGCUUAAUAUAUUGGAAGUUAGACAGGUGAUGAAGGCUGAGAGGUUUUGUGAAGUGAAUCAGCUUCCUCCUAAUUAUGUUUGUGUUAAUGGAAAGAGUCUUUCUUUUGAGGAAUUGGUUACAUUACAAAAUUGUUCUAAUCCUCCUAAGAAGUUGAAGCCUGGGAAUUAUUGGUAUGAUAAAGUGUCUGGUUUUUGGGGGAAGGAAGGACAGAAGCCUUGUAGUAUUAUUACUCCUCAUCUGAAUGUUGGAGGACCCAUCACACAGGAUGCUAGCAAUGGAAACACUCAGGUUUUCAUCAAUGGUCGAGAAAUAACCAAAGUAGAGCUUCGGAUGUUGCAGUUGGCAGGAGUUCAGUGUGCUGGUAACCCACAUUUUUGGGUCAAUGAAGAUGGUUCAUACCAAGAAGAGGGACAGAAAAAUACCAGAGGAUAUAUAUGGGGAAAGGCUGGAACGAAGCUUGUAUGCGCCUUCCUUUCCCUGCCAGUUCCUUCUAGAUAUUCAACUUCAUGUGGAUUUCUAUCCUCAAAUGUGGUUACCAGAACAGUUCCUGAUUAUGUCGAGCAUGGAAUAGUUCACAAACUCCUCUUAGUUGGUUAUAGUGGUUCAGGGACAAGCACUAUUUUUAAGCAGGCCAAGAUUCUUUACAAAAGCAUCCCUUUCUCAGAAGAUGAACGUGGAAAUAUAAAGUUGACCAUUCAGACCAAUGUCUAUGCAUAUCUUGGCAUACUCCUUGAGGGCCGUGAGCGCUUUGAAGAAGAAAGUCUCCGGAAUUUAAAGAAAAGUCAAUCUUUACUUCAUACAACAGGAACCAGUCCAAAACUUGGCGACAAGACAAUUUAUUCCAUUGGCACAAGACUAAAAGCAUUUUCUGACUGGCUGCUGAAAACAAUGGUUUCCGGCAAGCUUGAUGCUAUCUUUCCAGCGGCUACUCGUGAAUAUACACCAUUGGUCGAGGAGUUAUGGAAUGAUUCAGCCAUUAAGGCCACCUAUGAAAGAAGAAACGAAAUUGAAAUGCUACCUAGUGUUGCCAGUUAUUUCUUAGAGCGGGCUGUUCAGAUACUGACGACUGACUAUGAACCCUCAGAUUUAGAUAUCCUUUAUGCUGAGGGAGUUACUUCAUCCAAUGGACUCGCUAGUGUAGAGUUUUCAUUUCCUCAAUCAACUCCUGAGGAAACCGGCGACACUGAUUAUCUACAUGAUUCUUUAGCUAGGUAUGAGCUAAUAACAAUACAUGCAAGAGGGCUAGGUGAUAAUUGCAAGUGGCUAGAAAUGUUUGAGGAUGUUGGAUUGGUCAUCUUCUGUGUUUCCUUGAGUGACUAUAAUCAGUUUUCUACCGACGGAAAUGGUUGUGUCACAAACAAGAUGAUAUUGAGCAGGAAACUUUUUGAAACCAUUGUUACUCAUCCAACUUUUGAGAAAAUGGACUUCCUGUUGAUUUUGAACAAAUUAGACGAGUUUGAGCAGAAAAUAGAGCAAGUUCCACUGACUCAGUGUGACUGGUUCUCUGAUUUUCAUCCAGUAAUUAGCCAUAAUCGCCCCGGAAGCAACAAUAACAGCAUUAACAAUAACCCCUCCAUAAGUCAGCUUGCUUCCCAUUACAUAGCCGUUAAGUUUAAGAGGCUUUAUUCAUCUCUUACAGGGCAAAACUUGUAUGUGUCCUUGGUGAAGGGGCUGGAACCUGAUAGUGUUGAUGCAUCGCUUAAAUAUGGAAAGGAGAUUUUGAAGUGGAACGAGGAGAAACCAAACUUUAGCCUAAGUGAUGACUCGAUGCAUAGCAUUGAAGAGAGUUCUUUCUCUAUUGAUUGCUAGUUCAAGCUAGUCUGCUAGUGUUAUAAACAUCUAAGUCGUGUGCGACUUGGAUUCUGUUCAUAUAGAUAUAUGUCAACUAGGAGUAGUGACAUGGAAGCACAUUCUUUCCACCGGCUAUCGAAUUGUAAUAUGCCCUUGACACGGUUUAGUGGCACACCUUGUGCCACAGAGAUCAAAGUGUAGGGUUCAAAUUCAUUUUUAUCACACCGUAAUGUAAUAUAUCUAUGCUUAUAUUUUGCUGUGAGCCAGGCCUUCAGCCUGCAAUCUGCAUUAUGUUGCAAAUAGAAUUUUCUUUAAAUCA
Messenger RNA from Medicago truncatula (barrel medic), 3085 nucleotides. Its product is annotated as extra-large guanine nucleotide-binding protein 1. The transcript has 8 exons. Gene Ontology annotation, biological process: adenylate cyclase-modulating G protein-coupled receptor signaling pathway. The record is from RefSeq and is a predicted model, not a curated record. Gene Ontology annotation, cellular component: cytoplasm; heterotrimeric G-protein complex. Lineage: Eukaryota; Viridiplantae; Streptophyta; Magnoliopsida; Fabales; Fabaceae. Gene Ontology annotation, molecular function: GTPase activity; guanyl nucleotide binding; G-protein beta/gamma-subunit complex binding. The coding region runs from base 424 to 2784 and encodes 786 amino acids.